Phanerochaete carnosa HHB-10118-sp is the source of this 1551-nucleotide messenger RNA. RefSeq lists its product as uncharacterized. Lineage: Eukaryota; Fungi; Basidiomycota; Agaricomycetes; Polyporales; Phanerochaetaceae. The coding region runs from base 32 to 1327 and encodes 431 amino acids. The record is from RefSeq and is a predicted model, not a curated record. The transcript has 5 exons.
GCCUGUGCCCAUCUCUGCUGACAACACCACGAUGAUUCAGCGAGCGAACACGGAUGGCUGGGAUAUCAACAAUGUGCCUAUAAUCGAGCUGCGCGGAUCGUCAUACGAGAUUGGGCAUGCGCACGGCUUGCAGUUGCACGAGCAAAUCCAUGCUCAGCUCGUCAUCUACGAGGACAUAUUCCAGAAGAAGUGCAAGUUCACUUGGGAGCAGGUCCGAGAUGCAGCUAGACAGUAUCAGCCUGCUAUCGAGAAGCUCGCGCCGCAUCUUCAUGAUGAGAUGCGCGGAAUAGUAGAUGGUGUGAAUGACACAGGGAACGGCAGCGGCGAUGCGCUCGGUGACGCUUGGCACUUGACGCAUGGCAUCUCCGGACGUCACAUCGACAUUCUGGACGUCAUUGCCCUCAACGCUCGCAGCGAGAUUGCGCUGGGUCAGUUCGACGACGGGUGUACAGCCCUCGCGUGGGAUGUGGAUCGUCUGGUCGAUGUUGAGGCGGGAACGGAGUCGCGUAGCCGGCAGCACAGGCGAAUUCUCGCACAGAACUGGGACUGGCGCACCGCGGUAGGUCCCAACCUUGUUCUGGCGUCGAUCAAGCAAGAAGGCAAGCCAGAUAUCUGGAUGGUCAUAGAGCCUGGUAUCGUUGGCAAGAUUGGGUUCAAUUCGGCGUCACUGGGCGUAUGCCUCAAUGCCAUCCGCGCGAAGCCUGUAGACAAGAACCUCCUUCCAGUGCACGUCAUCCUGCGUCUCCUGCUCGAGCAGACGUGUCUCACGGAUGCCCUCGAACUCAUCUCAACACUCGGUGGAUGCGCUUCAAGCCAGCAUAUCCUCAUCGCAUCACCGUGCGGCAGCCGUAGCCUGGAAUUGUCCCCGCUCGGAACGGUCUACAUCACAGAGGACAGCAUGGGGCUCGUCGUCCACACGAACCAUUUUCUCGAGAACCACCUCGUUGAGGAGCCACCUUGGCUCUCGGGCUCACCGAUUAGGCUCGAACGCGCAAAGGAGCUGUGCGCAGGGCUCGUCAAGGAGUACGGUAGGGACAAGAUUAGAGAAGAGCUUUGUCCCACCGUGCUCAGGCAGCGCGUUUUCGCGGACACGCUCAACUCACCGCAGGCGAUCUGCUGUGUCCCAGAUCCAUGCAGGGAUGAAAGCAUCGAGACACUGUUCAAUAUUGUCAUGAUAUUCGAGGAGGGAAAAGUGCCGUAUGCUGAGGUGGCGUUUGGGAGACCAGCGACGACGGACGCCAAGUACACGCGGCGCCUGUCUUCUUCUUCUUAUGGUACCUCCCUCUCUGCGAUCGAGAUACCACUGCAGUACGACACAUCGACAUGAUUGUACCUCGAAGCGCCAUUCAUCGGAUUUGUCAGACAAGGAGGUAGUAGUGUGAUUAUAUUAUUUUAUAUCGAUCUUAAAUUGCUCCAAUGAAAUGUAUUCUCCGGCAGCCAACUGCACUAGUUCUAAGUCCUCGGGCGAAUGUAUACGGAAUAUGUCGCCGCCGUCGGCGAAUUGCCCGUGCGCAGGACUUGCGUAUGCAUGGAUAUUCAGCUGUAUGCAAG